AUUUUGGUCUGGCAGUGUGACAUCAUAAGGCUGCGUCGCGCUCCUGCGUCUGUUUUGAUUUUAGAAAGGUUUGUGUUUUUAAAGCGUAUAUGGUGCGAUUUGCCAAUCAAUAAGAAGCAGCAGCAGCAUGUAAGAGUGUCCAAACACACAGAAAAACUCCUGCUGAAGCAACUGAGAUCCACGUGACACACUGUUAUAAAGAUGGCGUUUAUUAAAGAGGAGAGUGAAGACAUAAAGAUUGAAGAAGCAUUCAGAGUGAAACAAGAAGAUACUGAGGAACAAACAGACCUGAUGGCCCUUAAAGAGGAGAGUCAACAACUGAAUGAAAUGGAAGAGGAAAAUCAGAAUGAGAAACAUAUGUUCAUAACUGGAGAAAAAUCCACACAGACUAAACGGAGUUCUUCACGAAAAAGAGCUAAGAAGACCAGAGCUAACAGUUCUUUCACCUGCCAACAGUGUGGAAGGAGCUUCACGCAAAAACAAAACCUUACAGUCCACAUGAGAGUUCACACUGGAGAAAAGCCUUACACCUGCCAACAGUGCGGAAAGAGUUUCAGUCAGAAACAAAACCUUUCAGUCCAUAUGAGACUCCACACUGGAGAGAACUCUUUCAUCUGCCAACAGUGUGGAAAACGUUUUACUAAAAAACAAAACCUUGAUAUCCACAUGAGAAUUCACACCGGAGAGAGCUCUUUCACCUGCCAACAGUGUGGGAACAGUUUCACUCAAAAAGGAAACCUUAAAGUCCACAUGAGAAUUCACACUGGAGAAAAGCCUUAUACAUGCCCUCAGUGUGGACAGAGAUUUGCACAUAAAAACACCCUUAAUUCCCACAUGAGAAUUCACACUGGAGAGAAGCUGUUUACAUGUGAUCAGUGUGAAAAGAGCUUCACAACAGAACUAAACCUUAGAUAUCACAAGAACAUUCACACUGGGGAGAAGCCGUUUGUAUGUGGUCAGUGUGGAAAGUGUUUCACACGUAAGGUAACCCUUAAUUACCACAUAAGGAUUCACUCAGGAGAGGACUGUUUUAAAUGUAAUCAGUGUGGAAAGAGUUUCAGUCAUAAAAAAAGCCUCAGCACUCACAUGAGUCUUCACACUGGAGAGAAGCCUUACACCUGCAAACUGUGUGGAAAGAGCUUCUCCCAAAAAGGAAAUCUUAAAACUCACUUGAGGCUUCACACUGGAGAGAAGCCGUUCAAGUGUCUUCAGUGUGACAAGUAUUUCACAUAUCAAAGAGCUGUGAAACGUCAUUUGCAAACUCAUUCUAGACAGAAAUUGCAGAGGUCCGAGUGUGACAAGAGGUUUAGAAAAAACAGAAAUUUCAGAAAUCACCAGCGCAGUCACUCUGGAGGAAGGCCAUUUAAUUGUGAUCAUUGUAACAAAAAAUUUAUUUUGUCAUCACACUUACAGAUACACCUGAAAAGUCAUGAAAAUGUGAAACCCUAUUUGUGUUCUUUGUGUGGAAAGAGAUUUAAAUGGUUCGGCAAAUUAAAAUUGCACCAGAAAAUACGUGUCUGUGUGAAAUUAAGGAAACGUUCACACCGCAGCUGAAUGUGGGCAAAAUGUGAUUGUCCACCUUUAUAACCCCUUCUUUUAUUUGCAUCACCUCUUUAUACUUUGCUUUUGGCUUUUUGUACAUUAACACCUGUAUCUACACCUAACCAUUUACUCUGUUGUAGUUUCAAAUCUUGAGAGGUUGUGAUAGACACCUUCCAGUUUUGAUCGUAUAGAGACAAUGUAAAUGAGAGAUUAUGAAUAAAAUGACAAACUACAUGAAAUAAUGAACAUUGUGCUGGAUUAUUAUGAUUCAUCUUUAGUGAAAGAAUGCACUGGUAAACAUGUCAGUCUGGACUUGAAUAUGGCUACUGUUGGGAUCUGAUGACAUCUGGGCCCAUAUGUAUCAAACUUCU
This is a messenger RNA of Onychostoma macrolepis, 1913 nucleotides long. Its product is annotated as zinc finger protein OZF-like. The coding region runs from base 202 to 1554 and encodes 450 amino acids. The transcript has 3 exons. NCBI's taxonomy places the organism in Eukaryota, Metazoa, Chordata, Actinopteri, Cypriniformes, Cyprinidae. The record is from RefSeq and is a predicted model, not a curated record.